Molecule: messenger RNA, 1971 nt
Organism: Agelaius phoeniceus (red-winged blackbird)
Lineage: Eukaryota; Metazoa; Chordata; Aves; Passeriformes; Icteridae
Gene: LRRTM1
Product: leucine rich repeat transmembrane neuronal 1
Molecular function (GO): protein binding
Source: RefSeq, a predicted model, not a curated record
UAAAAUAUGAUGUAGAAUUUGAAAAGACUCAAUGGACAUUCUCAAGCCUAUUUGGAAAUAUUCUUGCUAAUGGAUUUCCUUCUUAUUGGUCUCUGUUUAAACUGGCUGCUGAGGAAGCCCCCGGGGUUGAUAUUGUGUACGCUGGGUAUCUUUUCUAAAAUGCUUCCAGCUGUGAAUAGUGGGUGUCCACAGCUCUGUCGGUGUGAGGGCAGGCUUUUGUACUGUGAAUCACUGAAUCUCACAGAGAUGCCUCGCAACCUGUCGGGCAUGAUGGGCUUGUCUCUGCGGUACAACAGCCUUUCAGAGCUGCAUGAUGGACAGUUCACAGGGUUAAUGCAGCUCACGUGGCUCUAUCUGGAUCACAAUCACAUUUGCUCAGUGGAGGGGAAUGCCUUUCAAAAAUUGCGGCGAGUUAAAGAGCUCACCCUGAGUUCCAACAAAAUAACCCAACUGCCCAACACCACUUUCCGCCCCAUGCCAAACUUGCGCAGUGUGGAUUUAUCAUACAACAACCUGCAGUCUUUGGAGCCUGACCUGUUCCACGGGCUGAGAAAACUGACAACUUUGCACAUGCGGUCGAACGCCAUCAAGUUCGUGCCGGUGAGAAUUUUUCAGGACUGUCGCAGCCUGAAGUUUCUAGACAUAGGAUACAAUCAGUUAAAGAGCCUGGCUCGAAACUCUUUUGCUGGCUUGUUCAAACUCACUGAGCUGCACCUCGAGCACAAUGACUUGGUGAAAGUGAAUUUAGCCCAUUUUCCCAGGCUCAUCUCCCUGCACUCCCUCUGCUUGCGAAGGAAUAAAGUUACCAUCGUAGUAAACACUUUGGACUGGAUAUGGCAACUCGAAAAGAUGGAUCUCUCCGGCAACGAAAUCGAGUACAUCGAACCUCACGUUUUCGAGAGUGUACCUCAUCUCAAAUCCCUGCAGCUGGACUCCAACCGGCUGACCUACAUCGACUCCCGAGUCCUCGACUCCUGGAAGUCCCUCACGAGCAUCAGCCUCUCCGCCAACGCCUGGGAUUGCAGCCGGAACGUCUGCGCCCUGGCCUCCUGGCUCAGCAACUUCCAGGGUCGCUACGACAGCAACCUGCUCUGUGCCACCCCCGAGUACGCCCAGGGAGAGGAUGUUUUGGACGCCGUGUACGCCUUCCACUUGUGCGAGGACGCCGACCCCACGAGCGUCAACACCUUCUCCCCGGUGACCAACAACAGCGAGCAGACGCUGGGUUAUGGCUCGGCCACCGCCACCUACGACGCGCCCGACGGCGACGAGGACCGGACCACGUACGCCGUCACCAUCACCAUGCCCGGCGAGAACUCCGAGAACGCCGUGCAGAUUCACAAGGUGGUGACGGGCACCAUGGCACUGAUUUUUUCCUUCCUCAUCGUGGUUUUGGUGUUGUACGUCUCCUGGAAGUGCUUCCCGGCCGGCUUAAGGCAACUAAGACAGUGCUUUGUCACACAGCGCAGGAAGCAGAAGCAGAAACAGACCAUGCACCAAAUGGCUGCCAUGUCAGCCCAGGAGUAUUAUGUUGAUUACAAACCCAACCACAUUGAGGGAGCCCUGGUGAUCAUUAAUGAGUACGGAUCUUGCUCCUGUCACCAGCAGCCAGCGAGGGAAUGCGAGGUGUGAUUUUCCUUUGGGAUUUAAACAGUGUGCAACCAAAUAACAGCGUGCAGGCAGACAGUGGCACGGGGUGGGGGGGGGGUGCUGGGCUUUGCUGGUGAUUUCUGACGUGCACCCCUGCCCAAAUUGUUUAAGAGGGGCUGUCCAAAAGACUUGAUAUUUUAGCUUUAUCGUGUCUUAAAAACCUUCAGGACAGCCAAUCUUAAGGUUUCAUAUGCUAAUACUCCCUUUGAAGAUCUGUCAAUAUUCAGGAAUCUGAGAGUGUAAAAAAAGGUACCAAUUACUGAUCUUUUGUAAACUAAGAAAACUGUUUAAAAUAAAAAAAAAUAGCAUUUACAGUUUUUA